AUGGCAAAUGAACAAGCACCUUACCAUGGGGAAGGGGUGGAAGCCCAGUUGCGCUGGCGCUCUCGAGACGACGAACAUCGAAGUCCGCAAAUUGUUCAUGAGUCCCCCUCUAGUUUUCAUAAAGUCGAUCUGGGGAGUCCACGUGGUAGACCUUCGAGCCCUUGUCCCAGCUGCACUUACCAUAAUCACCACGCAUUUCAACAACAGGGAUAUACGACAUCCACGGAAUCCCUGGCUGGCUGUCCUCCGCAACUCUCUGUCAGGAAACGACAUCAGAGGCCUCGAAGAGAAAUGACACAAGACGAACAAUCUGUUCAUCUCGAGGAGAUGAACAUUCACAGAAUGCUCGCUUCAUCUGGAUCUACUUCUCACAUGCAACCCCAGAAGCAUCCAUUUGAUGAGAAUCAAUCAAGUAGCAAUGCAGGAACAUGGAAUGCAAACAGAUAUCAAACGUUUAACAAUCCAAACUUAAUGCCACCCAUCUGGGAUAAACCUGAGGCGAAGUCACUGUCAAUUGAGCUUUCUAGAACUCAGGGUACACGAUCUCCGUACUCUCCAAAAGCCAGCAUACCCUCCGCCGGUUACGACUACGACGAGCAGAGCUUCGUCGAUUUCGCUGAAGACACAUCUACCAAGUUGCCGUCGAGGCGGCCUUAUUUGCCUUCCGAACACGCAUCUGCUUCAGCAACUGCUGAUGAAGCUAAUGCGCUGAGAAGCAAAUUCACUGAGCGGUUGGGGUCCAAUCAAUCGGUAGGCCCUGCGAUAUUUGAGUCCUCUGAAGGCGAGACUGGCGUUUCUGCUCGCAAAUUAAGCAUUGGAUGGAUGACUGAAGGUCGACGAAUUGGAUAUGGGUACACGCUUGUGCCUCCAGACAACUCGAGCGAGGGAAAUGAGCAAAUCUGUAAUGGGCCUGCUUUACCUGGCGGCUAUGACGCCACAAAAAAUAGCCCUAAUGGUUCAUUUGCAGGUAGUGCGAAUGGACGUUUUGAUAGGCAGGGUUCGCCUCUGCGAGGAAAGUCUAGUCAGGCCCCUUCAAAAACAAACGAGUCGAGCUUCGAUAUAUCCACUAUUUUCCAGAAGCUGAACCUUCCCCGCUGGACUGGCGCAAACUUCACCCUGGGUUCAAGCAAGAACAGCGACGCAGGGAGUUGCGGUUCCGGUGGCUCUUCUUUGUUUGGGAUUCUCUCGAAUAAAAAGAAAGACCAUGAGGAAAUAGGGACCAAUGUCGAUGCAGAUAACCCUUGGGAAUUCUGUUCUUGGGUUCGCCCGGUGCAGAACUCGGGCGGGCAACAAGCACCUCAGCAAAACAUUGUUCAGUCCCGCGAGCAUACAGAAGCACAGCUGAUAGAGAAAUUAGCAAUACUCCGCCGGAGGGGAGGUGUAUGGACCACUAAACGCAAGGUCGCAAAAAUUGCCCGUAGCCUUGAGAAACAGGCAGACCGCGCAGUCGCCAAGUUUGCGGCACCAGCAGAGCACCUUCCCGUUGUGCAGCGAAAGACGACCCGAGUGUUCAGACUCAGAGGGCCCGGGAGCAAGGAACAACCGCGAGGGAUACAUGUUGGCGGGCCUACAUUCUCGGCAAACCAAGUCGGUGGCCUUCACCAGUCCCAGAAACCUCAGUAUCGGCCAUCCGAGCGAACAAGCUCAGGAAGAAGCUCUAGAGAUUGGGACAGCCUGUAUGAGGAGUGUCUCGAACAACACUCGAUUCCUGAUUAG
Messenger RNA from Aspergillus versicolor CBS 583.65, 1716 nucleotides. RefSeq lists its product as uncharacterized. Lineage: Eukaryota; Fungi; Ascomycota; Eurotiomycetes; Eurotiales; Aspergillaceae. The record is from RefSeq and is a predicted model, not a curated record. The transcript has 2 exons. The coding region runs from base 1 to 1716 and encodes 571 amino acids.